Molecule: messenger RNA, 2360 nt
Organism: Tuber melanosporum (Perigord truffle)
Lineage: Eukaryota; Fungi; Ascomycota; Pezizomycetes; Pezizales; Tuberaceae
Exons: 7
Coding region: 184-1413 (409 amino acids)
Biological process (GO): lipid metabolic process
Molecular function (GO): phosphoric diester hydrolase activity
Source: RefSeq, a predicted model, not a curated record
CCUCACUCCUCACCCCUUUCCCACAACUCUUAGCAGGUUUGACUCUACACUCCAUGCACCAUACUUGUCAUAUUCAACCCUUCGCUUCCCUUCGGUCCACCUGCUUCCCUGAAACCUCUGUUGCGAUCGUUGCCAUUUCACAGCAUUUCCAACAGUCUCGGCCGUUCACUCCGAUCCAUCACAAUGGCCACUUAUAGUCUCGUUCAGUUGUUUGGCUGGCUAAUACUAGCCAACAUUCCCCUAGUAUGGUGCCUUCCGGUCAAGGAACGGGGAGGUUACAAGAUUUUGAGCGGUGCUACUUGGACGGGUUCGUCCACAUCCGUAGUAGAUGGCACUGCCUCUGGAACCCCCACUACAGCUCGUCCAAGCCAGGCUACGGCUCCAGCGAGUGCUCUGCAACCUACAAAUACUCAGACCUGCAACUUAUAUGUCGAGUUUUGCAAUCGGCGGUAUAGUGAUAUAACUUAUGUUGGAGCCCAUAACUCACCAUUUACGGGCGAAAAUAACCUUGCGGUGAAUCAAAAUUCGGAUGUGAAGGCUCAGUUGAAUGAUGGCAUACGCAUGCUCCAAGGACAAACACAUAGAGUGAACCAAACUAUAUACUACUGUCAUACCAGGUGCGAUCUGCUCAAUGCUGGGACACUUGAAGACUAUUUAAAGACAGUCGCGGAAUGGCUGCGUGAUAACCCUUUCGAAGUUGUCACCAUUCUGAUUGGGAACGGUAGCUUCCUCAAUGUCGGAAAUUACAAGGUGCCUUUAGAGAAAUCUGGUUUGGCGGAACUUGCAUACGUUCCAGAGAAGCAGAGCAUCAAAAUAGACCAAUGGCCAACACUCUCAGAAAUGAUCCUGAUGGGCAAGCGAGCUGUGGUUUUCAUGGACUAUAAAGCCGAUGAGGACGCCAUCCCCUAUAUUCUGGAUGAAUUCAAAUACAUGUGGGAAACACCGUUCUCGCCAACGGAUGAAAACUUCCCCUGCACGAUUGACCGUCCUUCGGACCAACCCAAGAAUGAUACACAAGGAAAGCUAUACAUGGCGAACCACAAUCUGAAUACCAAACUGUCAAUUUUUGGAAAAAGCGUCUUACUCCCUAACACUGAUAAUCUUAAUCAAACCAAUGGCGUUUCAGGGUUUGGGUCAUUAGGUCUCAUGGCAGACAAUUGCAGAGCCAACUGGAACCGGUACCCAAAUUUUCUUCUUGUAGACUUCUAUGACAUCCCCGACGGCUCCGUCUUCGAAGUUGCUGCCAGAGCAAACAAUGUUACAUACAGUUCUAGGCAAAAGGGACCGCAUGGAAUCUAUUGGACUAUAGUCCCAGCGCUUAGACCUCCGGUGCUAGCCAAGUUGAAACUGCGCACCAGAAACGAUUUACUAUGGCCCGCCGUCCAGCCCAAGGACGGCCCUCCUGCACUUUGACCGCCCUGGAUGGACUACAGAUAGCCAUCCUGUCUUGUCCAGGGCUCUUGGCACCCCCCCUGGCGGUUAGGAAUACUGGAUGUCACUUAUUCUCACGAACACAUUUUCCCCGGGACUGCAGAAUGGUGGAUGCAGUGGAAGGAGAAAAUCCACUGCCUCACCGCUGGCAAAGGCCACAAACCAGCUUUUAGUCCUUCCAACUCUCAGGCCGCCUUAUCUCUAAUGUUUUCAGGUCUGGUGGGAAACCGCAUUGUGGGUUGCUCCUAUAUGGACUUGCAUCAGGGGCUCGGUAUAAGGGGAGCUCAUUUGCGGCAUUUUUUUGUUUGGGGACAAGGAUAGGUAUUUAUUAUUAGGGGUUUAUUGUAGGUUAGGUGUGAGGGAAGUGAAAGAAUCGCUCGUGAUGGUGGUAAUGAUGGACACGGAGUGGAGCACGAAGGUGGGGUGACGGUGUCGGAGAAAGAGCGGACGGGUCAAAAUUUCCAGACAGAAAAGUUGGGUUUUGGGUUACGGACAUUGAGAGAUCAAAGGUUUGUUGGGCGAAAGUCUAGAAUAUGAAGCCUUGGUAGCAUGUGGGGAGGAUUGUGUGCUGGGGAGUUCUAUUCUGGGGGUAUCAUACCGACUCUGUUCCACGGCAUUCCGAUCGGCGGUGGCGGGGGCUUACUGUGCAUUUAAAAGUCUAACUUCUCCCAUCUUCAGUAUAACCGCGCGUGGUUUUUUGCUGAUGGCGCAUUCUAAGUUUACGGCGAGUUAUCCUGCUGCAUUGUAUUGUAUUGUCUCUAUGUAAAAUUAACGCUCUACCGCUAAGCUUGGGGGAGUGAUGAUCUGUGGCCCGAUUAUGGAAUAGAUUGUAAAAUAGCGGAGGAAAGAGUAAGGUAGUGAGUAAUACAGUACUGUACAGUACAGUACAGUGGGGGGAAAAAAGCGCAUGAGUUUACCACUCGCAGAAA